Styela clava is the source of this 1038-nucleotide messenger RNA. Its product is annotated as UPF0561 protein C2orf68 homolog. The record is from RefSeq and is a predicted model, not a curated record. NCBI's taxonomy places the organism in Eukaryota, Metazoa, Chordata, Ascidiacea, Stolidobranchia, Styelidae.
CAUUACAAUCAUAUAUGAUUCUGAUAUACGACAUAUCUAAGAUAUAUAUAUCAUGGAUAAAAAUAGCCCAGGAUUGGAUAUGAAACAUGGAUUUAUUCAUCAUAUCAGAAGAAAUCAAAUGAAAAGGGAUGAGUAUGAUAGAAAGAUCAAAUCAGAUUCCUAUAAACCAAAAAUGGACAAAACUGAUUCUCAAAAAUAUCCUGACAAGAAAGUUUAUCGACCCAAACCUGCUAGGAGCAGUCAUCAUGAUCAAGCAGAAACACUUGAUGUACCUCCUAAGAUAAAUGGAACUGGGAAGCUUCUUUAUUAUCUGGAAUAUACAGACAAUGGGGGCUGGGUUCACAAAGUAUCUGUUCAUCGUGAUGACAAUCCCAAAGAAUUAGCAAAGCGCCUCGCUGUAGCUGCUAAAAUUCCAAAUGAUCUUCUUGAAACAUUGGAGUGGAAAAUCCAGCAAGAUAUUGCCAAGCGUGACACGAAUCAAUGAUGAAAAACUAUCUGCCUCUUAUGUCACCAUUUUGAUCUGAUUUCCAAGUGUUAUUAUUGUGCCUAAUUGAUUGAUUGCAGUCAAUUUCAGAACAUUAUUGAAGGGCUUGUUGCACUGUGCCAUAACUUAUUGAUUGUAAGCUAAAUUUGAUACUGGUGACCUCCAUUCAAUAUAUUAAAAAGACCAGAUGACUUCAAAUCAAUUAAAAUAUUUUUUGACCCAUUCUCACUUAGUUGUUUAUGACGUAUGUUUUUUCAUGCUUCCAGUAUUUGUAAGUCUUUAGAUUAUUAUUUAAUGAUCUUGACCCAAACUGAACUAUGUAUAUAAUUGAUACAACAGGUGAUUUUGAAACUACCAGAAAGGUUGGAACUGCUCAUUUUCUAUAUUUUUUUUCACUGUGAAGCUGCUUUCAUUUGUAUUUACCUAUAUGAUUUUAUUACAUUAUAAUUUUGCGUGGGAUGUGCUUGCAAAGGCUAUAUAUGUAUGGUCAUUAACUUGUUCAACCAAUUUCGUAUUUUAUAACAUGAAUUUUAUUUUUUGGGAAUUUCCGCAGA